Messenger RNA from Episyrphus balteatus (marmalade hoverfly), 2302 nucleotides. RefSeq names its product T-complex protein 11-like protein 1. The transcript has 8 exons. The record is from RefSeq and is a predicted model, not a curated record. NCBI's taxonomy places the organism in Eukaryota, Metazoa, Arthropoda, Insecta, Diptera, Syrphidae. Gene Ontology annotation, biological process: signal transduction. The coding region runs from base 357 to 1916 and encodes 519 amino acids.
CAAACAAAAUUUUUAAGUGACAGACAAAUAUAAAAAACAGCAAAAAUAUAAAUAAAAAUAACUUGAUGAUAAUUUUAAACACAAACUGACCUAGUUAAUAUAUUUGCAAAAAAAAAACUAGAAACAAUCCCAGCAAAGCUAAUUAAGAUCUAAAAUAAAAUUUUUUAGGAGCAAAUUGCAGAUCUGGCUUGAAGAAAAAAAAAUAAAGUUUUAUUUCGAUAGAAGGUGCUUCUCAUUUCGUCCUCCUUUCCACACGUCUCCGCAAAACAAGUUAGAAGUUUCUUUGUGUCUAAACAAAGCCAACGUUUCCUGUACGAAGUCGAAGUCCUCCUCUGUGUUUCGCGAACGACGCAAUAAUGCCAGCUGAUUCAGUUUCAAGAAUGGAUUCUAACAGUUCUACCAAUGAAGGAAGUAACAUGGAAAAUAUUUUAAGUUCUUCUCCUGUUGCUACUAGCAUGAGAUUAAGAACUGAUAGUGAAGGAUCUGAUCAAGCACGAUUCUUGCUUCCGAGUACCGAUGGAAGUCCACCAAAAGUCGUGACUCUAAAUGAACUAACUCAUGUGGUCAAUAAUAUUGAAAACAUGUCAUUAGUACAUGAAAUAGCUGUAAAUCCGGAUUUUAAGUUUGAGCCUUAUGAACCACCAGAGAACAGCUUGGAACGUCGUAUUAAGGAAGUAAUGCAUAAAGUUUUCUGGGACAUUUUACGUGAACAACUCAAUUUAACUCCACCCAAUUACGACCAUGCAAUUCAAUUAUUAGCAGACAUCAAAGAGUGUUUCCCACAAAUUAUUCCUUCCAGCAACAAACGUGCCUUGGAACACAUCAAUGAAGUUCUUGAUGCAAGUGUUAUCCGUCAACAAGCUGAACAGGGUGUACUUGAUUUCAAAUCUUAUGCUAAUUUUGUCAUAACAAUUAUGGCAAAAUCUUGUGCCCCAGCAAGGGAUGAACAAGUAAAAAAGCUAACUGAAAUCGAUGAUGUUGUUGAAACUUUCAAGGGAAUUCUAGAAACAAUGACUGUUAUGAAACUGGAUAUGACCAAUUAUAUGUUGAAUUCAGCAAGAAAUGAUAUUUUAGCAAAUUCAGUUGAAUAUGAAAAGGUCAAGUUUAAGGAGUAUUUAGAAUAUUACAAGUUUGGCUUCCCUAACACAGACAGUUGGUUGCGACGUAAUCAAGUUCAAACACAAACCGGAACCUUAUUGAGUCCAGACCAAACCAUAUACAACGCCUACAUGGAACUAAUGAACUGGUCUGAUCCAGAGAAAUUCCCUGAAGUACUUUCUGUUGACAAGGACCGAAUUUUGAAAUUAGGUCAGAGAGCAAAGCGAUUGUGUGCUAGCGCAUCGUUGAUUUCUAUUUGUUCAGCAGUACCAAUUAUUUCACAACGCACAGCAAAUCGCACAACACUGGCCAAGCAGAUUGAAAUUUUACUUCAAAGUGUUACCAACGAAAAGGAACUCUCUGAGGCAAUUGAAAACAUUUGGAUUCAAAUUAAGACAUUCAUAAACUCCAAACUCACAGAGGAGAAUGAAAAUGAAAUGGAUGCCACUGCCGAAAACACGCUUAAAACUCAAAUUCUUCAAAUUGGAAACAUCGAUUCACCUGUUCGUAAUUUAUUAUGGAAACGUCUGCAUGCCUACUUUAGGCUUGUGCUAGGUGCAAAAGCUGGCACUCCACCACCGCCACCUGGCUACACUGAUUACCAAGAUGAAUUACAGGCAUUCGCUAUUGCCUUGCGACGAGUUAUUCUCUAUAAUCACUCAGUAUUUGGUGAAUAUUUCCUACAGGUGCUUACUAAUCAACGACCAGGAGCUGCAGGUACUUCGACUUCCACAAAUACGGAUCCACUGCCAAGUACAUCUGCGAACUCAACAACCCAACCAUCUAACGAAAAUAAAGAAGAAACGAAGAAUGAGUAGUUCAAUUAAAUUUUCGUUUACUGUGGAUGGUAAGUUUGGUUGGGGUUUCUGGACAAAAAAUAAAAAAACAACAACAAAAACAAAGGCGAAAGUAGAAAUAUGCUGUGCCGAUGCUACAUAAACUGACCCACCCAGAAGAUGUAAGCAGUGUACAUUCUACAUUAAUUUAGAUGAUACUAAGAGACAACCCUGCCAUGCUUUUGGAGUGAUAUAUCCGAAUGGUUGAGACAAAGUUAAGAAAAUCUCAUGAAAUAAAAUAACAAAACAAAUAAUUAAGAAAAAAAUAUAUAUUAUGCAUUAAUAACAUGAUGUGCUAAAAUAAUUAUCAUUGAUAGACACAAUACUAACAACGAACACACAAUAAAUGUUUCUUUGUAAGACAACAA